UGAACAUUCACAAGUUUCUGAGCGCAUACGGUACAAAUCUUGAUCCUCUGAGCUGGACAUCUGAAGCGAUGAUCACAAACAUGAUUGUGUUGCUGUGUUUGUCUGCGCUGUUUCCCGUCUUGAUGGGCACUGAUGAGGUCAAAUCAGAUUGUUUUCUUGCCAGAGACUGCUCUGACAUUUAUUCGAGUGGGAAAAAUGCCAGUGGUGUGUACUCCAUCACCUCAUUAGAUGGACCAGUGCAGGUCUACUGUGAGAUGGUCCCCAGCGGAAUAAAUGACAGAGGACACUGGACGGUGAUUCUCAGGCGAAUGGACGGUGAGGUGAAUUUCUUUAGGCCAUGGGAGAGUUAUAAAAAGGGUUUUGGUAAUAAAGAAGGCGAAUACUGGCUGGGUUUAGAGUUUAUGCACCAGCUGACCAGCAGGUAUCAGUAUAAACUUAGAAUAGAUUUGGAGGACUUUGAGGGGAAGAAGGCUUAUUCUCUGUACGAGUCUUUCUCUGUGGACUCUGAGUCUGAUGAGUACAAACUGCAUGUGACCGGCUUUGUAGAUGGAGGAGCAGCUCAGACUUUUGGUUAUCAUAAUGGAAUGCCGUUCUCCACCUUUGACAAAGAUAAUUCAGGUUUAGAGUUUAUGCACCAGCUGACCAGCAGGUAUCAGUAUAAACUUAGAAUAGAUUUGGAGGACUUUGAGGGGAAGAAGGCUUAUUCUCUGUACGAGUCUUUCUCUGUGGACUCUGAGUCUGAUGAGUACAAACUGCAUGUGACCGGCUUUGUAGAUGGAGGAGCAGCUCAGACUUUUGGUUAUCAUAAUGGAAUGCCGUUCUCCACCUUUGACAAAGAUAAUUCAGGACAUAACUGUGCUAAAACAUACGCUCAAGGAGGGUUUUGGUACAACAAUUGUGAUUAUACAAACCCUACUGGUCUGUAUUGGUGGGGGAAAGAUGAUGGCAGUUUGAUGAGUGGGCCCUUCUGGUACUACUGGAAGAGCAGCUAUAAAUCUCUGAAGACUGUCACCAUGAAGAUCAGACGCGUGAUGUAGAGCAGGGCUUACAAACGCUUCACUGCAGCUUGUGCACACAUCCACAACUUUAUGCAUGCAUGUGGAUCUUUCUUAAAAUA
This is a messenger RNA of Sinocyclocheilus rhinocerous, 1117 nucleotides long. Its product is annotated as microfibril-associated glycoprotein 4-like. The coding region runs from base 69 to 1037 and encodes 322 amino acids. The transcript is spliced from 8 exons. Gene Ontology annotation, biological process: elastic fiber assembly. The record is from RefSeq and is a predicted model, not a curated record. NCBI's taxonomy places the organism in Eukaryota, Metazoa, Chordata, Actinopteri, Cypriniformes, Cyprinidae.